CCGCAAGUGUGUAUGCAGCAACUACCUGCGGCUUCCCCCGACGAGAGGGACUAGCCCAGCUCUUGCGCUGGGUCAUGUCGACUGUGGGCCCCACCUGACGAAUGGCUGUGAUCUCACACAACACCCGACCCGUCAAACCUUCCUCGCGCCGAACCGCCGAAAACAUCUCGCUCAUUCAAAAAGUUCCAGUAAGAAGGAAUCGAACUCGUUCUCACGAAUAACAAACACCUCAUCAAAAGGAAAGAACUAGAAAUAUCGAAAGAGUAAAAAAUUAAAAAAUGCUAAUUCAUUUCCACUCUCGAAUCUCUUCCCCAAUCCAUCCUUCGCAUUUCUUCUUCCCAAUCACCAUCGCCAGAACAACCUCAACAAAAAUCAUGUCGUCCAAUCUCCAACAACAACAACAACAACAACAACAACAACGACAACAGCAGCAACAACAACAACAACAACAGCAACACCUCUCCCAAGUCCUCAAAUACCACAACCAAACCAAGCACUCCUUCAACAAAUAUGCUCGUGGGCCCCACGGCCUGGACUGGGCCAAUCAACCCAAUCCCUUCCGUCUCUACCCUCCAUCACCUCUUCUCCCUCUCCAACACCUCCCUCCCCACCCACCCCUACCAAGUGACCCUCUCUACCCUUCCCUCUUCCACUCUCUCCCUACCCCUCCCCAACCCCUUUCCCUCUCCACCCUCUCCCAAUUCCUCUAUGAUUCUCUUUCCCUCUCCGCCUGGAAAACCACUGGCUUCUCCACCUGGUCUCUCCGCGUCAACCCCAGCAGCGGCAAUCUCCACCCUACCGAAGCUUACAUCAUCUCCCCCUCUCUCCCUCCCCUCUCCGACUCUCCCUUCGUCUCCCACUACGCCCCCAAGCAACAUUCCCUUGAGCUCCGUUCCCAAUUCCCACCUUCUUCGUCCGCCUCCUCCUUCUUCCGCCGCUUCUUCCCUGAAAAUUCUUUCCUCGUCGGCCUCUCCUCCAUAUUCUGGCGCGAAUCGUGGAAGUAUGGCGAGCGGGCAUUUCGUUACUGCAACCAUGAUGUUGGCCAUGCGAUCGCGGCUGUUGCUUUCGCCGCUGCUGCGCUCGGAUGGGAUGUUAAGCUGCUUGACGGUCUGGGGUAUUCGGAUUUGGAGAAGGUUAUGGGGUUGGGGUUUGGUCACGGGUUUCAAAUCCCGCCCCAACCGAUCAAGGGUCGGUUACCGGAGCUGGAAUUGGAGCACCCUGAUUGCCUAUUGCUUGUGUUUCCCAGCUCCUCGCAGGGGUUUACUAUCAAUUACACGGAUUUGAGUGCUGCAAUUGCUGAAUUGUUCUCGUCUCUCCAGUGGAAUGGGAGCCCGAAUUCUCUCAGUAAAGAUCAUGUGUGUUGGGAUAUCAUUUACAGGACGGCAGAGGCUGUGAAGAAGCCUCUGACGAUCGAAGCGGGAUUCUCUGCCGUGCCGUUUCAAGGCAGCAAUGGCUCUUUCUCGGAGGGUUCUUACAAGGAUUUGACGGUGAGGGAAGUUGUUAGGAAGCGGAGGAGUGCCGUCGAUAUGGAUGGUGUUCAUGUCAUGGAGAGAGGGACCUUCUAUCAGAUUCUCCUGCAUUGUCUCCCUUCGGGCUCUUCCAAGAAGCAGGGAAAGCAGUUGGCAUUUCCUUAUCGGGUUCUUUUGUGGGAUUCGGAGAUACAUGCAGUCCUCUUCGUUCAUCGAGUGAAGGAAUUACCAAUGGGUUUGUAUUUCUUGGUGAGGAAUGAAGGACAUUUUGAUAGCUUGAAGCGGGCUAUGAAGUCUGAAUUCAAGUGGGAGAAACCAGAAGGUUGCCCUGCGGAGCUGCCUCUCUAUAGACUUGCAAGAGGUGAUUGUAAAGAGCUUUCCAAGAGACUGUCAUGCCAUCAGGACAUUGCCAGCGACGGCUGCUUCAGCCUUGGCAUGGUUGCUCAUUUCGAGCCGACUUUCCGUGAGAAGGAUGCCUGGAUGUACCCCCGGUUGUUUUGGGAGUCUGGCAUUCUCGGUCAAGUGUUGUACCUUGAGGCACAUGCGGUUGGAAUAUCUGCCACUGGAAUCGGUUGUUACUUUGAUGAUGCGGUGCACGAUGUUCUCGGGCUUACAGGUUCAGAGUUCCAGAGCCUUUAUCAUUUCACACUGGGAAGUCCAGUUGUAGACAAGCGGAUAAUGAGCUUACCUGCAUAUCCGGGUCCCAACAUAGAUGCAUGAUGCUUACGGCGUGUGCAGAUAAAUACUGCAAAGAACUGAUCGACCUUGUCAAUCUUCUGUGUAGUUAUUACUGCAGCCAGUCCUUACAUGUGUCUGUAAGCGUCACAUGACUAGACCAUAGUUUUGUGGUCUGAGUUAUGUUGCAGUGAACUGCCUCCUUAUGUACUAAAACCACAGGCUCAUCUGUACUGCUACACGUGUGGCGUAUACAAGGUUCUGUUGUACAGUUGGAAUUCAAUCUAUUUCAUAGGCAUAAAUUUCGGUACUUGGUUCUGCUUUUCAUCUCAUGAUUAUUAUCUGGUACUAGCUUCUGAUUGCUUUUUAAAUGUAUAUAUGCUACAUUGAGGAAAUCAAAGGAUGGGGGGUUGUUGCUUAAAGAAAAAGAAGAUUGUGUGGCUUGUUGC
Molecule: messenger RNA, 2593 nt
Organism: Magnolia sinica
Lineage: Eukaryota; Viridiplantae; Streptophyta; Magnoliopsida; Magnoliales; Magnoliaceae
Product: UMP-CMP kinase-like
Exons: 3
Coding region: 279-2189 (636 amino acids)
Biological process (GO): 'de novo' pyrimidine nucleobase biosynthetic process; UDP biosynthetic process; CDP biosynthetic process
Cellular component (GO): nucleus; cytoplasm
Molecular function (GO): UMP kinase activity; oxidoreductase activity; ATP binding
Source: RefSeq, a predicted model, not a curated record